Paraglomus occultum is the source of this 1967-nucleotide messenger RNA. NCBI's taxonomy places the organism in Eukaryota, Fungi, Glomeromycota, Glomeromycetes, Paraglomerales, Paraglomeraceae. The record is from the annotation of a GenBank genome assembly.
AACAAAAAGCUGAUAGAUGACCUGACAUUGAACACUGCGGGCGAACAAUAUAUCUGGAAAACUAUUGUGAUAGACAUUUUGAUAUAUGUCGGUUUAAGAUUUCUACAAGGGAGUGUUGGUUUACUUUCUAAUAUACAGACUUAUUUAUGGAUUGACGUUGCACAGUUUACUACACGUAAAGUUUCUGUAGACAUGUUUGAUCAUCUUUUGGAUCUUUCGCUUAGAUUUCACAUUAAUCGUAAAACGGGUGAAAUUCUUCGCGCACAAAAGCGCGGCGUGGCUUCGAUAGUGUCCAUUCUAUCUUCAAUGCUUUUCCAAGUCGCUCCAACGUUGGCUGAUAUUGGAAUCGCUAUUGCUUAUUUCUCAGUUGCCUUUGAUAGAUUAUUCGGGAUAAUUGUAUUGGUUACCAUGUCUCUAUACAUAGUUGCUACCAUAAUUUUGACUGACUGGAGGACAACGUAUCGAAGACGUGCAAACCAGCUAGAAAAUCUCAUGGAAGCCAAGGCUGUCGACUCGCUCUUAAAUUAUGAAACCGUUAAAUAUUAUGCCGCGGAAGCAUUUGAAAGCGAACAAUAUGCAAAAGCCGUCGACGACUAUCAGGAGGCGGACAAGAAAUCCAACGCAACCACAUAUAUCCUCACUCUGGUGCAAAACAUCAUUAUCCAAGCAGGUCUUCUAGGGGGCGGUCUGCUUUGUGCUUAUCAAGUUACUCAAGGACAGAAAACCGUCGGCGACUUUGUAUUGUAUCUUGCAUACAUUCUCCAACUAUACCAACCAUUGAACGAUUUUGGCAGUUACUACAAAACAAUUCAAAAAGCCCUCGUGGAUAUGGAAAAGAUGUUGGAUUUAAUGCAUGAGCCGUUGGAAAUAAAAGAUCCACCAAGCGCUAAACUGUUGGAAAUGGAGAAGGGAGAAAUAGAGUUCCAAAAUGUUAGUUUCGCAUAUGAUGAGAGAAUCCCGAUCUUGAGAAAUGUGUCGUUUAGAGUACCAAGUGGACAUACAGUUGCUAUUGUUGGUCCAUCAGGAGGGGGCAAGUCAACUAUCUUGCGUUUACUAUUACGCUUUUAUGAUAUCCAAGAAGGUCGUAUACUAGUAGACGGAGUUGAUGUCAGAGAUGUUAAACAAUAUGAUCUGAGGAGUAAAAUUGGAGUUGUACCCCAGGAUACAGUCUUGUUUAAUAAUUCUAUUAGGUAUAAUAUAAGAUAUAGCAAAACCGAUGCAAGUGAUAAAGAAGUUGAGGCAGCCGCAACAGCAGCUCAAAUUCACGAAAAGAUUCUUGGAUUUCCUGAUGGUUACGAGACCAAAGUAGGAGAGAGAGGGUUAAGACUGAGUGGAGGAGAGAAGCAGCGUGUGGCGAUCGCUAGGACAUUGUUAAAGAAUCCUCAAAUUGUAUUACUUGAUGAAGCGACAUCGGCACUUGAUACCAGUACAGAAAGACAUAUACAGAAGUCACUACAGCAGAUGACUGCUAAUAGAACUACAUUAAUAAUCGCUCAUCGCCUCUCGACAAUCGUACAUGCUGAUCAGAUACUUGUGAUUAAACAAGGCAAGGUAGUGGAGCAAGGGUCGCAUGACGAACUUAUGCAAUCCGAAAAUGGCGUGUAUUUCAAGUUGUGGAAUAAACAGCUCAAAGAUAGACUGAAAAUAAAGUCGAGGAUUAAACGUGGUAGCCGUACACCCAGCGUGCGUAGUAGGAAGAGUAAUCGUCGUAGUAACGGUGCAGCUUCUGAUUCAAUCACUAUAAGAGUAGAAGAAGAUGUGACGCCUCAAAGAAUGUCAUCUUUAACUAUUCCAAUGAAUGAAUCGGUAGUAGGGAAAAAUGGCGCACCGCAGAGAAUGAGAGUAGAAGAUGAUAUGACGCCUCAAAGAAUGUCAUCUUUACCUAUUCCAAUGAAUGAAUCGGCAGUAGGGGAAAAUGGCGCACCGCAGAGAAUGAGAGUAGAAGAUGAUAUGACGCCUCAAAGAAU